This is a messenger RNA of Actinia tenebrosa (Australian red waratah sea anemone), 2306 nucleotides long. RefSeq names its product glycine receptor subunit alpha-2. Gene Ontology annotation, molecular function: transmembrane signaling receptor activity; extracellular ligand-gated monoatomic ion channel activity. Lineage: Eukaryota; Metazoa; Cnidaria; Anthozoa; Actiniaria; Actiniidae. Gene Ontology annotation, biological process: monoatomic ion transmembrane transport. The record is from RefSeq and is a predicted model, not a curated record. Gene Ontology annotation, cellular component: membrane.
GAGAAUAGAGAAGCCCUCAAGAAAAUUCAUCUUAAUUAAUUGACAUUCACUUUACCUGCUAUUAAGCUAGGCUAAUUUUGGCACGCUUCUGUUUGUUUACUUCAUUUCAAGAGGAUUUGCUUGUUAGGACAACGAAUCCUAAGAAAAUCACAAUCUUUAAUGAUUGUCUAACCCAUAUGGUGACAAGUGUUAUACUCUCCGUCAUCUGACGAAAGGCUAAAUAAUUGGUCCUAAGGUUGCUUUAUGUUCAAUGAGUAUGCUAUCCAACUGAGCCCCGCACCUAACACUUGGUCAGUCUUAGCUGAACAGAAAGAUUUUCGUGGAUUUGAUAAAUUUGCAGUCAAGAGUCAAAGGUUUUCCAUUCUUCAUGAACUCUACGAUACGGCGACUAUUUCCGUUUGUGGUAUUCCUGUGGUUAUUGGAUGCCCUUCCACUGUUAGGGAACGGGAUAGAGCUGGCUGAGGAAACAAAAGUCAUCACGAUGUUGCUAAAGGAUUACGAUAAAUAUGUUCGUCCACUGGUCACCCAAAAGCCUACUCAGGUUAAUAUUAGCAUGGCGGUACAGGCCUUCAGUCAAAUCAAGGAAUCAAACAUGGACUUUGAAGUGUUUAUGUAUCUACGACAAGAAUGGAACGAUCCUCGCCUGGCUCACCAAAAUGAAGCCAAGUUAUCGUUGACGAAAGAAAGAGUGAAUGACAUCUGGACACCCGAUACAUACUUCAACAACGCUAAUGAGUAUGAAGUGUAUACUGUGAACAAACUGGUGCUUAUCUCGGGUAAUGGCGAUAUUUAUUACAGUGGAAGAAUUAAGAUCAAGGGAGCUUGUCAGAUGAACCUUGUAAACUUCCCUCUUGAUGUACAAAAAUGUUCACUUAUCCUCGAAAGCUUCGCGUACACUGUUGGUCAGAUGAAUUUUAAAUGGAAGCAAGACACUCCUGUGCGCAUAUUCAAUCGAGAUCUGGCGGAGUUUGACGUGGUCAAGUACGAGAUUCUAGAGAGCAAUACUACUUAUGUAUCUGGAGUAUACAAGAACUUGGUGGUCACUUUCACCUUUCAUCGACGGAUGGGCUUUUACUUUAUACAAUUCUACAUUCCUUGUAUUGUUAUGGUAACGCUGAGUUGGAUAUCAUUCUGGAUGGAUCGAUAUUACAUUGGCGAGCGGGUAUCCCUCGGGAUAACAACAGUCCUUACGAUUGUGUUUCUGCUGGGCUCGAGUAACUCGACAAUGCCCCGAGUCAGUUAUGCCAAGGCAAUCGACUGGUAUCUUAUUGGUUCAUUCAUGUUCGUGUUUUCCACUCUCGUCACUGAUUUACUCAUUUACCGGUUCAGUAGAAGUGCCGAUUCAAGACGGCUUGGCAAAAACGACAAAGAGAGAAAGCAUAUCUCAUUUCACUGCAAACAUGGUUUCAAACCAGCCUACGUAGCAGAGGGUGAUGGUAGCAUCCAUGUUGUGUCGUACGAAGAGGAGAAAGCCAAUCAGUACAUCAAGAAUACCCUUAAGAAUUGUUGUCUACCACUGACCUGUCACGAGCCAAUCAAACAAGAGAAAGUAGAUAUCAGUAUCGUCACGAACAAAUGCUGCAGGAUCAUGUAUCCUCUUGCAUUCAUUUUCUUUAACAUUGUUUAUUGGGCCAACCUUUUUUUAAGUGAUGAGUAGAAGAACUUUCAAUGAGUCGAGAAAGAAAAGAAAAAGGUUGAAUUCAGUACCUGACUCCUUCAGUCAAAAAUACCAGCUGAAAAGCUCUACAAAUGUUCCCUGACUAAUGCAAUCUUGGGAUUUUUAUAUUAAUGGCUUGAUGUAAUUCAUAUUCCAUCUGUUAGCUUAGCUAUAACCAGUCUGCCAUAAACAUUUAUCUUGAUCCUUUAAAUUAGGGACUAUCGAGCUGUGACAACACUAUGAUUAUUACAUUUGGUUUUUUAGUAGAGUGGUAUAGAGAAAAGUCAUUAUGGCUGAGCUGACUGCCGGGAUACGCUUGGCAAAAGUGGUUGGUGCUGAUUUGGAAGAGGGAAAAAAUAUUGUAAAUCAAUCAGUUAGUAUAUAUACUCAACAGCAAGUUCUACGGCCUGGAUACAGCAUUGUCUGACGCAGCCAAUCAAAACUCUUAACACUAUUUUCACUGUUUUCGGUCUAGUGUUUGUCACGUGACCAAUUCUAUGAUAAUAUUGUAGAUAAGCCGUACAUCUAAUCAAGGCAGGUUGAUUGAUCUACUUGUUAGUUGCGAACACAAGCAAUGCUGCCAUGAUGUUAGAAGAUUUGUAACAAAAUAGGACUCAAAAUCAAUAAAACACGUAUAGAUGAGGAAUAA